Phacochoerus africanus (Common warthog) is the source of this 2333-nucleotide messenger RNA. It is a transcript of the gene CDC42EP3, whose product is annotated as CDC42 effector protein 3. Lineage: Eukaryota; Metazoa; Chordata; Mammalia; Artiodactyla; Suidae. The record is from RefSeq and is a predicted model, not a curated record. The coding region runs from base 569 to 1333 and encodes 254 amino acids. The transcript has 2 exons.
CCGCCGGCCCCGCCCCGGCCCGCCCCGCCCUUCGCAGGUUCAGCCCCGGCGUCCGGCUGCAGUGCUUUCAGUAUAGCUCGCACCUUCCCUCUCCACGGUGGCUGCUAACAGCGGGUUGCGCAGCGGAGGGGCCCGAGCUGGGGGCAAGCCGGGAGUCCCCGGCCUUGGGCGCCUUCACGCAAUCUCAGAGCGGAUAAUGCUGUGAACUGGCGCCGCGCCCGCCGACCCUGCUGGAUCUGCGCGUGGCGGGCAGGGACUGCGUGCGCCCUCGGAAAGUGUCGGUGCCGGGCGCCUGGCCCCGGGGCCAGCGGCUGGGAUCCUUGGCGCCGCUGGUUUCUCUAUGCUGUGGAAGGGAUUGGUGGAUAUAACAGGCUCUCCAGAAAGUUCUGCUUGGUUGUAAGUCCAGAAGGCCUGUUAGACCUCCGUCUUGUUUCAGAGUCACUUCUGAAGCUACUUGAGAAAAAUAAUGUGACAGUUCCUAUCAAAAAGUAUACUGGGAAACAUAAAGCCUUCGUGAAGAAAGUGGCCCUUUUUCCAUUUUGCAAAAUCAGUGUUCUCCAAUUCCAAAAUGCCAGCCAAGACCCCAAUUUACCUGAAAGCUGCCAAUAACAAGAAAGGAAAGAAAUUUAAGCUGAGGGACAUCUUGUCUCCAGAUAUGAUCAGCCCUCCCCUUGGAGACUUCCGCCACACCAUUCACAUCGGCAAGGAGGGCCAGCAUGACGUCUUUGGAGACAUUUCCUUUCUUCAGGGGAACUAUGAGCUUCUACCUGGAAACCAGGAGAAGGCACACAUGGGCCAGUUCCCUGGGCAUAAUGAGUUCUUCCGGGCCAACAGCACCUCUGACUCCAUGUUCACAGAAACACCCUCGCCAGUGCUCAAAAAUGCCAUCUCCCUCCCAACCAUCGGAGGGUCCCAGGCACUCAUGUUGCCCUUAUUGUCACCAGUGACAUUCAAUUCCAAACAGGAGUCCUUUGGCCCAGGAAAGCUGCCCCGGCUUAGCUGUGAGCCAGUCGUGGAAGAGAAGGCUCCAGAGAAAAGCAGUCUGUUGGAGAAUGGGACGGUCCACCAGGGGGAUGUCUCAUGGGGCUCCAGUGGGUCAGCAUCCCAGUCCAGCCAGGGCAGGGACAGCCACUCCUCCAGCCUCUCUGAACAGUACGCCGACUGGGCGGCUGAAGAUAUGUUUGACCAUCCCGCCCCAUGCGAGCUCCUCAAAGAAAAGACUAAAUCAGAGGAGUCCCUCUCUGAUCUCACAGGUUCCCUCCUCUCCCUGCAACUUGAUCUUGGGCCCUCAUUUCUGGAUGAGGUGCUGAAUGUCAUGGAUAAAAAUAAGUAACAGGACUCUGCAGGCUCUUUUCCAUUGGAAUAAAAUGUAUCAAAAAACCGACAAAACUAAACCGUUGAAGAGAAGAGCUUUGCAGGCUGUAUUUGUUGUCAUGUGAUGGGUUUUCUAAAAUAACGUUCCUAUAAAAUAUUUUUUUACCUGGUAUGCCCUGUUUGCAAAAACAGUUAAAAAAAAAAAAAAAAGCCCAUCCUGGCAAAGAGGAAGUGAAUCAGAACCCAUUUCUGGCAGGCACUGGUGAUGUACAGUUCACAUUUUUUGUUUCCAGACACAUAAGAAAUCUGGCUUGGCCAGGAUUGGCACUACUUAGCUAUGAAGGGCUGUGCCAAUCAUAUUAAGGACUUUUACAGUACUCAUGUUCUGAGCAAGAGGAAAUCAACAUUUAUUUAACACCUAAGCCUUUUUUCUAGACUCUUUUUCUAUAUUGUAUUGUUUGGACUCACCAGAGCAAAUUCUUCAGUGUUAAAACUUUUCUCUGUUUUCACAUUUGAACAAUUUUAUGGGUUUUGGGGAUUUGCUUGUAGCUCUUAUAUAUCCCUAUAUAUAAUAUCUAUAUCGUGAAAUUUUGACUGUCAGCUACAUGUUGGUAAGACACAAGCAAAGUAUUACUGUAACUAAGUUAUUUUUAAAGUUAAAAUAUAUUUUUAUGUGCCUUCAGCUUUUUAUUGCAAAGUCUACAUUUUAUAGAUAUUACAUCAAAUGUGGUCAUUUGACUUCUUUCCAUUGGGGUUCCAUUGUAAGCUGUGUAUUAGUGUAUGUUUGGAAAGUGUAUUCAUACUUAGCUUUUUUUUUUUCUUCAUCUGUUAUCAUACUUUUCACAGCAGCCAACAAUGGACUGUAAAGUGUAAAGGCACAGGUUACUCACGUUGCUUCUGCAGAGACUGUGGGCUACACCACAUGAUGUUAUUUGGAAAUGUGGGUAUUUUAGUUCAGUACAUACUUGCAUUACAUAGGUACUUCAUACAACACAAUAAAGAGUAAAUGUUAAAAUCAA